AUGUACCAUCAUCCCGAUAUCAAGGUCUAUGGGCUCUUAUUCCGAACGCUGCUUGCCCGGCCAGACCUGCGCUCCAGCGUCCGCGUCUUUUCAAGAAUGUAUGAGUCGCUGGAAGAGGACCCUGGUUGGAGACUGAAUACAAACCAUCCAGAAAGAGAAGAUUUUAACUAUCUAAAACUGGUAGCCCGCCAACUGAGACUAGGCGACGAUGGGGACCCCGAAUUUCAUGGCUCUUUCCGCUGGAUCUUUGGAAACCUUGAAGAUGACCUCUUUGGUUACGACAUGUUCAAGGCCCAUGCUACAUUUAAUAGUCUGAUCACAUCCAUUGUAUUGAUCUUGGCUACACAGAUUCAAGUAGCUGCCAUAGAUGUUGAUGAUGGGUUGUAUCGUCGAAAGAAUUGGGAACCCUUUGAUGGACAGUUCAUACAGCCUUUCCCUUAUUUACCCCGCUAUCUCACUCAAAAGAAAACGAGCUUUGAUUCAAUUCGUGCAAUCAUCUUCCGCAAUCCAUAUCAUUAUAUGCCGGACAACCUCGGGUUAUAUCGGCUAGCCUUUAUUUUUCCAGCUUUGCCCAAUGUACGCCACGUACUGUUUCAACACUUAGCUGGCGACCGACCGCAGUACUACGUUGCUGAUAAAUGCGAGGGCAUACGAUUACGACCUGAGCUGGAUUGGACAGCCUUACAAAGCCUUGAUAAUCUUUCCUUUCAUACUUGCGCCCGUCACAACGGCCCUAUUCCAUACAUCGGCAUCCAAGACUUAGUUCAAAAGUGCAAAAGUCUUUCUCGGCUCAUGUUCCGAUUCAAAUACCCAGAUAAACCCGACCUCUUCUCGCCGGUAGAUUUAGUGAGGGCCAUUUUACCGGCUGAGAAAACCCUUGUUUCCUUGGAACUAUUCUGUAGCAUUGCUAAGAUACCGCAUCAAUUAGACAUCACGUUACUAGACAAGACGAUCAAACAGUUUAUCAACUUGACACGACUCGUAUUAGAUGAGCAAUUGUUUUGCCAUCAUUGGACAUCCACAGCUGGAGACUGCCCCGACACAUGCUUGGUUGAUGUACUCCCUCAGACAGUCACUGACUUGACCGUACGACGGCACGACAAGUACAAGGCAGUACCUGAUAUCAUUCGACUUGGAGGAGAAACCAGGAGCGGAAAUUUUCCUUGCCUUGCGAAAUUGCAAAUCUAUGUCUUGAACGACUUGGGAGAGCUAUACUUCCACUGGCAUCAGAAUGAGCACUUGUUUGACUCGCAAUACUUGCUCCAUGGUAGCCUACAGAACAGUGGACGGAAAUACUCGAUGCAUUGGUCCUAG
Molecule: messenger RNA, 1314 nt
Organism: [Torrubiella] hemipterigena
Lineage: Eukaryota; Fungi; Ascomycota; Sordariomycetes; Hypocreales; Clavicipitaceae
Source: the annotation of a GenBank genome assembly